Arabidopsis lyrata subsp. lyrata is the source of this 1067-nucleotide messenger RNA. RefSeq lists its product as uncharacterized. Gene Ontology annotation, biological process: pectin metabolic process. The record is from RefSeq and is a predicted model, not a curated record. The transcript has 7 exons. The coding region runs from base 134 to 910 and encodes 258 amino acids. NCBI's taxonomy places the organism in Eukaryota, Viridiplantae, Streptophyta, Magnoliopsida, Brassicales, Brassicaceae. Gene Ontology annotation, molecular function: methyltransferase activity.
UUAGUAAAAUUUAGCUUAGAACACAGACAGAAGCAUUUUCUCGGAUCUGAGAUCUUUAGAUCCGAACAUCGUUUAUUUCAAAUUGUUGAUUCAUUUCAAGGUCUUAAAAAAAAGUUUUUGAGGGAUCCCAGCCAUGUCAAGAAGGCAAGUAAGGCGUGUAGGGGAUAGUGGAAGCUUCCCAUUUGUAGGAGCUUUGCAUUCGAAAUCGCGUUCGUCUCCUUUGUUAUCUGUUUGCCUUGUUCUCGUGGGAGCAUGCCUUCUCAUUGGUUAUGCUUACAGUGGUCCAGGUAUGUUCAAAAGUAUCAGAGAAGUCAGCAAGAUCACAGGGGACUACUCUUGCACAGCAGAAGUUCAAAGAGCCAUUCCUGUUCUUAAGAGUGCGUAUGGAGAUACCAUGCGCAAAGUCUUGCACGUGGGUCCCGAAACAUGCUCAGUCGUCUCGAGUCUGUUGAAUGAAGAAGAGACGGAAGCAUGGGGUGUUGAACCGUAUGAUGUGGAGGAUGCAGAUUCUAACUGCAAAAGUCUUUUGCACAAAGGCCUUGUACGUGUGGCUGACAUCAAAUUCCCUCUGCCUUACCGGUCAAAGUCGUUUUCUCUUGUGAUCGUCUCAGACGCAUUGGAUUACCUCUCACCCAGGUACCUGAACAAAACCGUGCCUGAACUUGCACGGGUCGCUUCAGAUGGUGUCGUUCUUUUUGCAGGUAACCCUGGUCAACAAAAGGCUAAAGGUGCGGAAUUGUCGAAAUUUGGACGACCAGCUAAAAUGCGUAGCUCGUCCUGGUGGAUCCGUUUCUUCUCACAGACGAACUUAGAGGAAAACGAAGCAGCAAUCAAGAAAUUCGAACAAGCAGCUUCCAAGAGUUCAUACAAACCAGCUUGUCAAGUUUUCCACCUCAAGCCAUUACAUUAGUACACACUAGAUAUUAUUAAUUUACUGGUCUUAAGAUAUCAAACCAGAUAUAUCUCCUCUCUGUUAAAUGCCUUUUUCACUAUAGAAAGAAACAAAACUCCCACAAAUUGUAACCCAUUCUCAACGAUUUGAUUCAUAAUUUAACUAUUUAAAUAAA